Molecule: messenger RNA, 3555 nt
Organism: Punica granatum (pomegranate)
Lineage: Eukaryota; Viridiplantae; Streptophyta; Magnoliopsida; Myrtales; Lythraceae
Source: RefSeq, a predicted model, not a curated record
CUUUAAAUUGCAGGACCAGCGCCUUAAUGUCCAAUGGAUCAGGCCCCGACUAGAGACAUCUUCAAUGCUGGGAUAACAUAGUAAUCUUCCGCAGUCUGCUGCUGCUGUUUGAAGUGAGGCAGGUCUAGACUCUCUUAUCAGCUGACAGUAUCAUUUCUUUGGAAGGAGAAAGUAAGAACGAAUGCGUGCACCUGAUAUUAAUCGAUUUACAAGGAGAACUGUAGAGGAGAUCGAGGGACUAGAUCCACGAGAAGUCGCACCAAUUAUCAAUCAUCAGUCUAGUAGUUCUUGGUGAGGCCUGUCUAAGGCCAGAUAGAUUGGCAUGGUUAGGUAGAACCGCCCAAUCCCCUCCAUAAAUACGUAACCCCCGCAGGAAUUGUUAAUAGGAUAGUGAUGGCAAACAGAAACCCCCCGGGCUUCAAAGGGCCAUAGCAUAGGAGUCGAUAAAAGUCAUAAAAUCGUUCCAAUAUUACGUAGAAUUUGUCAUUUUCUUCGAGAGAUUUCUCUCAUUUCGCCCUUCUUAAUUUUAUGAUGUUAUUGUUUCUGUACCUUAUUUUGAGUUUCUCUUCCCUCGAUCGGAUCAAACUCCUACAUCUGUCCCUGCGUGGGGUUGUCUCAUUCUGAGGGAAGGAAGAGAGCACAGAAGACUGCACUUUCCCUGAAAAUGGGCAGCAUAUCCACAUAGAUCAUCGUGCCGAUUUUAGUCCAAUUAAGUGAUUCCGGAACUGCAGCUGGCAGAUGAGUUGGGCUCUUCCAUCUGUGCAAGCAAGAACUUACUAGUUCUUGCAAUGAACGUAGCCAAGUAAGUUUUAUCCUUGCAGCAAUCGAUUUUCGGUCUCAGCAAUCUUCGAAACUCCGAUUCGAUAAAAGGCCGAGACAGAUUUGAACCUUAGCAGCCUAGAACGACUGUCACGGAUGGGGGGUCGGCGACUCUCACCACCUUUGUUCUUUACUCUGCAUCCGCGAGAAGAAAGCCUCCUAUUAUUCGGAAAAUGGACAGCACAAGUGUGUUAAUGAGGAAGCCUGCAAAUGGAUCUGUGAAUAAAAAGACCACCCGAGCGACCCAUUUCAUCAUGUCACCGUGUCUCUGUCUCUUUCAACUGGGCUUUUACUACAAAUUCGUUAGUGAAUUCAUAGCUUAUGAGGACAUCAAAUUUAUAUCAUUUGGAUUUGGAUUCGUCGGGACGAGCAAUUUGACUACGGACAUGGUGAUCAUGGAAAAGACGAGUAGUCCGUCCAGAUUUUUGAAUUUAGGGCGGUUAGUGGAAGUGAAAAAUGCAGCCUCAGCAAGUCGGUACUGGAUCGAUCCUGAAAGUAAUUUGAACAUUGCAAGAUUAAGCAUUCGUUUUUUUCUUUUCUAUUUGCAAGAUUAAUAUACGUGGCGAGCUUGAGCCAGACUUCAGUAGAAAAUUCAGGAACAGCAGCAGGCUUGGAUAUUAAACUCAGCUCGAUUCGCAAAACAAUGUUCUCAACCUGCUCCAGGACUUGCAGCAUUGGAAGCGAGCUCUGCCACGCCAGCGGUUGAUAGAGCCAUGGUCAGGUCUGAUUACGACACUCUAUGGUAUUUGUAUAUUUAGUGAAAAUUCUGGAUUGUAUACGUGUAUGUGAUGCAUGCCAUCAUUUUUCCAUUAUGGUAUAUGAUGUUGAUGUCACAUUAUCAAGGAGUUGGCAUGAUCUACACGACAUGUUCCUCUUUCAUAUGUGUGUGUGUGUGUUCGAGCUGGGAGAGGAUUGGAAGCAAGGGUAGAAAGACCCAUCAACAGGGAGUUAAUGAUAUGGCGAGCCCAACCGAUCAUUGGAAUUAAGACGGGUGGUUGGAAGAGAAGGGAAGAAGGAUAUAUACAGCGCCUUUAUGAUAAAAACCAGGCAGCAAACAAUUUCGCACACAUCAUCACCCAUCACCUCGUCGUACGGAGACAAAAAAUGGUAGAUUUGGAGAAAGAGUUGGCAGCAAUGAGAGAGUACUACAGCAGCGGGAACACAAGGGAUGCUUCUUGGAGGAGGGCCCAGCUCCGUGGUCUGCUCCUCCUCCUUCACGAGAACCAGACCGAGAUCUUCAAUGUCCUGAAGCAGGACUUGGGGAAGCACCCUGCCGAGGCUUACCGGGAUGAGAUAGGAAGCACGAUAAAAUCCAUAAAUUAUGCAUUGGACAAUUUGAAAGGAUGGAUGUCCAGCGAAAAGGCUAAACUACCGAAGGUGGCCUUAUUAACGACUGCAGCGAUAGUUCCCGAACCACUGGGGCUUGUCCUAGUCAUCUCAUCUUGGAACUUCCCCAUUGGACUGUCCAUUGAGCCACUCAUAGGAGCGAUUGCUGCAGGAAACUCGAUGGUCUUGAAACCUUCAGAGUUGGCUCCUUCAUGCUCUUCUUUCCUUGCCCAGAAGAUACCUGCUUACUUAGACAGUAAUGGGAUCAAAGUCAUAGAAGGCGGUCCAACCGUAGGCGAACAACUCUUGCAGCAGAAAUGGGACAAGAUCUUCUUCACAGGAAGUGCCGGAGUCGGAAGAAUCGUGAUGGCUGCUGCCGCGAAACAUCUAACCCCCGUGACUCUGGAGUUAGGCGGAAAAUGUCCUGCUAUUGUUGAUUUCCUGUCGAGCUCCUGGGAUAUAGAGGUGGCUGUUGAACGAGUUCUCGGGGCAAAGUUCAGUGCCUGUGCUGGGCAAGCAUGCAUAGGCAUCGAUUACAUCCUCGUGGAGAAGAAAUUCUACCCAACUUUGGUUGAACUAAUAAAAAUCAAGUUGAAGACGAUGUUCGGUGAAAAUCCUAGAGAUUCGCACAGCGUUGCUAGAAUUAUAAACAGGCAUCAUUUCCUGAGAUUGAAGUGUCUUUUAGAUGAUCCGAACGUCAGAGCUUCCAUCGUCCACACCAAAAAGAGUCAAGAGGUGUAUAUCGAGCCAACGAUCUUGGUAGAUCCACCACUCGAGUCCAUGAUCAUGGAGGAUGAGAUUUUCGGUCCAUUACUCCCUAUAAUCACAUUGCAGAAGAUUGAAGAUAGCAUCGAGUUCAUAAGAUCGAGGCCUAAACCUCUCUCUCUUUACGCAUUCACCAAUGAUAGAAGCCUCAGGAAGAGGAUAAUAUCGGAAACAUCAUCGGGAAGUGUGGUUUUCAACGACGCACUGAUUCAGUAUUUAGCUGAUACUCUCCCGUUCGGAGGAAUUGGAGACAGCGGGAUAGGCAGGUACCAUGGAAAGUUCUCUUUUGAUGAAUUCACCCACUACAAGGCGGUCGCUUGGAGAAGCUUCCUCGUCGACUUCUGGUUCCGGUUCCCUCCAUGGAACGAUCACAAGUUGCAGCUCUUCCGGCACUGUUACGAAUAUGACUAUCUCGGAGUAAUCCUCACUGUCCUACGACUCAAGAAGCCGAAGCCGAGCUCAGCCUCUUGAGUGCAGUUAUUCAGUUAGAUUGGUGUGCUCAUGUGUGCACCCAUCUCAGUCAUUUCAAGGAGUAUAACGUGAUUUGUUCAAUUAUCUCAAUGUCGUGCAGUAAAUACACAGUCCGAUAUGUACGAAUUUACGCCAUAAAAUAGCCGAAAUACAUCUCGUUUUUUUGUGAACAUA